CCACCACAUUCAUACUCAUACCUCUACCUCUCCUACAUAUCACGAUUAGAAUACGAUACUCUCGCGUUUUAUAUUUUCGACAAUAUCAACGAUACGCUUGAGCUGGAUGCUGUCUCAUUCGCGCACUCUACAGCCUGAGAGCUGAACGGCCGGCCCCGCAGCCCCGUGGCUACUACAUCACACGCCAUCAUGAGGACUCCCAGGGUCUUCCUUCUCCUUGCCUUCGUCCUCGUAUCUUUCACGCUUCUGAUAUUAUCCUUACAAUCUUCUUCUAAACCCAUCGAACAUACCGAAAACCAGGCGAAAGCUGAUAAUAGCGGGGUGCUCAGCACCUUCUCAUUCAACACGCCACUGUCGCUCUUCCCACCGAAUGCUAUCAUUAGCUUGACCGACGACAAUACGACUUCUUUCCUUGCUCGACCUGCGGCAUUUGGACCUCCUCUACCAACUACAGGUUUGAGCGGCCAGCUCUGGGUCGGGAGUGGAUUUGGCGACGACAGUCUCCGACAUGGCAUUAUAUCAACGGGCGGGGAAGGCGAGCUGGGCUGCAGCGACGUCAUGCCCGAGGGAAAUAACAUUGUCGCGCGACCCCUCGACAAUUUGUUAACAUCUACCACACCGCAUAACAGACACAGAAGGAAUGCGGCAAGAAGUGCCGCAGCGGACGAUGGAACUGAUGACAACCGUUAUAACACGGCGUCUGACGCCACGGUCGACCGGCGGAUGGUCUCUGGCUGGCCACUCAAGAGCAGCACGAACUCCGGCGCCAGCCAUGCCGAUAUCCAAUCUAUCCAGGAAAGCGCUGAAAUUGCAGGAAAGGUCGUCAUGCUGAGCAGAGGCGGCUGUGGGUUCCUCGAGAAAGUCGAAUGGGCACAACGAAGAGGUGGUAUAGCUGUUAUCGUGGCGGAUGAUACCCGUGGAGGCCCAUUAAUCCAAAUGUAUGCUCGCGGCGAUACGUCAAACGUUACCAUUCCGUCUGUAUUUACAUCGCAUACGACCGCCCACCUUUUAUCGUCUUUGAUUCCUCCCGGUACAUAUAUCGAGGAUGCAACCAACGAAGACGGGAAUUCAAUGCUCAAGGUUAAACACUCCAAGAAAUCAAAGCGAAAGAAGAAGAAGGCAUCGAAACAGCGCAAGUCUAGAAAGGGAUCGACUGGUGCGGUGCCAAAGGGUUAUACUGUUUCCUCAAAAAUGUCGACUGAGCCCGCCGUGGCACAGUCGCGACGUGACUCUUGGCUCGGGCGCCUGCUCUGGGGCUCCAAGCCAAGUCAGCCUGCCAAGAAAGAUUUUCUGGAUUGGGUCGUAGUUGAUGAGUGGGAUGACCAGAAAGUCCCCAUUACAGGUUCAAAGGCAGACACCAAGGGCAAAGUAGCCUCGAAAGCUACUCCCAAGGACAAUUUCGUUGGUGUCGAUGACUGGAGGGACCCCGACUUUAUUAAAAACGCUGGCGCCGACAACUCGAAACCACGUGAAGAAGCACAAGAAAGUUCUGGCCAAGUUCAAAACAAGUCUCCCAUUGAAAGGUUAUAUACUCCUUCUGCUAACAUCGAAGAGAAAAAUCCAAAAUCCGACCAGAAGACCGAAAAUCUUAGUGCCGAAAACCCUGGCCUAUCUUCUAAGUUAUUUGGCGAUGAUGAUGAAAAUGACAUCAAAGGAACCGGCAUGGAAAGCGAAGAUGACGACGGUGGACCUGACUACGACAAUGCACAUGAGGGCCUAUGGGUAACUUUGACCCGAACUAGCGGGGCUACUCCAUUCUUCGAUACUCUACUAGUGCUCGUUGUUAGCCCACUCGUUACUCUGACAGUAGUCUACACCCUUCUGCUCGUCAGGUCGCGGAUUCGACAACGCCGAUGGCGCGCUCCCAAGUCUGUGGUUGAGAGGCUCCCAGUACGCACGUAUCGGACGAUCCCUACAACUUCCAGCAACCAGUCACGGCAACCCUCACCUUCAAGUUCGUCACCGACAACCCCUCUACUCCAGCGAUCGCCUACUAGUUCGCGGCCGCGUUCUAGAACAACCUCUACUCUCCCUGAAUCGGCAAUCGUAUCUCGAACGAAUUCAGACGAGUUGGUAACGCCCAAACCACGUCGCGCAAACGAGCAUGAGAAGAAGGGCGACUGGAAAAAGUAUAUGGGUAGGCAGAUUGAGUGCGUGGUGUGUCUUGAGGAAUACGUCGAUGGCGUAAGCAGGGUUAUGAGUCUCCCCUGCGGCCACGAGUUCCACGUUGAUUGCAUUACCCCAUGGCUCACUACGCGCCGCCGGACAUGUCCGAUCUGCAAAGGCGACGUUGUGCGAUCGCUGGCUCGAGGUGGAUCCUCCAGCUCUACCCCGCGGUACGAGCCUUACCGCGAUGACAGCGACGAGGACGAGGACGACCUGGAGUCCCAAGUGGUAAACACUUUGAACGAGUCUCCAGCCGCUGGUCGUCCAAUUUCUCCGGGAGCUACAACCGAUGCCGACGUUGAACGUGGUGUCGCUUCUCCCAUCGCCUCGCCGGCGCGAAGCUCGGGUACGAAUGGCAGCUGGCUCUCCAAUAUUGCGGCGCGGCUUGGGAUAUCGUUGUCGCCCCCAUCGUCAGAAGAAGAUCGCGCGAGGUAGAUCCUCUGCAUUAUGAUCGUAAUGAGCGUCUGGCGUUGUUCAUGUUUGUACCUACCAUUGGAGAGGAGGCUGUUCUGGUUGGCAUCGGAAGGGGAGUCUUUUGGGGGCGUUUUAUUUAUAACUUUCCGCUUAGUGGUGUCGUGCGAACCUUAGUAAUCCAUCACCAAGUAAUACAUCUCCAGGAUUAAUGGUCCGUCUGAUGAUUCUAUUGGUAUUAUAUCUGUUGAUCCUACUAUCCGUAACGUUGAUCGAUC
Pseudogymnoascus destructans is the source of this 2855-nucleotide messenger RNA. RefSeq lists its product as uncharacterized. The record is from RefSeq and is a predicted model, not a curated record. NCBI's taxonomy places the organism in Eukaryota, Fungi, Ascomycota, Leotiomycetes, Thelebolales, Thelebolaceae. The transcript is spliced from 2 exons. Gene Ontology annotation, molecular function: zinc ion binding. The coding region runs from base 190 to 2601 and encodes 803 amino acids.